AUGUUUGGAGCCGAUGCAACGAGUUUUGGGGGACAAGGUGGAAAUCCUUUCAGUGGAUCCUUUUUAGCAGCCUCUAUGGCGGAUAUGGGAAUAGAAAAUAUGGGAUUACUUGCAUUAAUGCAUUCUGCAAGUUCUGGAAAAAGUUCUUCUGCGGUAGACAUUGCUUCAGGUUCGUUAGGAAUAGGAGGUGGAGCUUCGACAUCAGCCGGAAGUUCUGUUGGCGGCGGAUUAUCUGUUGGUGCAGCUGGUGGCGCUGGAAGAGGCGGAGGUGGUGGAGCUGGAGGUGGAGGUUGGACUGGUGGUGCUGCUGGCGGCGGAGGUGGUGGAGUGGGAGGUGGAGGUUGGAUUACUGGGGGUGGAAGAAGUGGUGUAACUGGAAAUGGAGGUUGGACUGGUGGUGCUGCCGGGAGUGGCGGUGGAGGUUGGAUUGGUGGUGGUGCUGGAGGAGGAGGUGGUGGUGGAGCUGGUGGUGGAUCAGGAGGUUGGAUGGGUGGUGCAACUGGGGGUGGAAAAUGGACUGGUGGUGGAGUAGGUGGCGAAGGAUGGACUGGUGGUGCUUUAGGGGGUGGAGCUGGCGGAGCUGGAGGCGGAGGUUGGACUGGUGGUGGUGCUGGGGGAGGAGGUGGUGGUGGAGCUGGUGGUGGAUCAGGAGGUGGGAUGGGUGGUGCAAAUGGUGGUGGAAAAUGGACUGGUGGUGGAAUAGGUGGUGGAGGAUGGACUGGUGGUGCUUUAGGGGGUGGAGCUAGCGGAGCUGGAGGCGGAGGUUGGAAUGGUGGUUCAGCUGGUGUUGGAAUAGGAGGUGGAGGAUGGACUGGAGGUGCACAUGGUGGGGGAGCUGGUGGCGGAGGAUGGUUUGGAAGUGGAGCUGGGGGCGGGGGAUGGAAUGGCGGUGGAUCUGGGGGUGGACAAUUGACUGGUGUCAGAAGAGGCUGGAGGAAAGGCUUUGGACCAAGAAAACCAAUGCCGUUUCCUGAUUCAAAUAUUGUCGGACCAAGGAGUGCUAACUCGUUAUUGAACAAGUUGGUCCUCAGUGAGUUAUCUUCGACGAAAGGAGCAGAUCGUGGAGGUCAUGGAUCUAUAAAUUCUAACAUCAAUAUGAAUGCUGUAUUAUCUGCAAUAAUUGCAGCAGGUAGACAUGAUAGAGUAGCUUUGGAAAAUUAUCUUCAUGAUUUAAAGACGAGUAACAACGCUGCUAAUCAGCAAAACAUAGCAAGCAUUAUUUCAAGUCUUCAAAGUGUAAAAGGCAGAGACCAGCAACCAUCAAUAGUUUUGAUUGGAUUAGAUAGUUCUGGUAAAAUAAAUGCACAUGGUGGUCAUAGCAAAAUACAAGAUAGAAACUUUGACUCAAUGUCAAGAAGUAAAGGCACGUUACAGUCUAUGCUUGGUAUAGAUGGAGGAUUUGAUACUUUGCAUGGACAAAAGUCCAAAGACGUUAACUUGAAUAUAGUCGUAAAACAACAGAAUCCUCUUUCAAAACCAUCGAUACCAGACUUUCAUAGAGGAAAACAAAGUGGUAGCUUCUUUUCAUUUAAAAACAAUGACAUUGGUAGAUCAGACUUUGCACAUGGUGGUUUUGGACCAGGAAAACAGGGCAUGGUUGGACAAGGACCAGCUCGCUUUUCGUUCAAAGGGGCCACAGAUGCAAAUCAAGGAUUUGGAGGUUCAGUUGACAUGCGGUCUUUUUGGAAAGAUUCAGCAGGUGGAGGACAGCUUAAACCAAUACCCAAACUUGUAGCUCAAAAACAAAUGGCCCAUUUCAUGCAAGGAACAAACCGUGGCGACAUGUGGAAUCGAAUAGGAGGAAAUAAAGGUUAGAAAGAUUAAAAAGAAUUAUCAAGAUUGUCGGAUGUUAUAACGAGAUUAACAUUUACCAUAAAAUAUAAACGAAAAUGUGAAUACCAUGAGUAGAAGCUUGGUAGGUUUGUCGUAGAAAUGUAUGGCCAUUGGAAGAAGGACAUCAAUAGUACCUGUAACAAUGAGACAUAGAAUCUUCACAACAACUCAAUUGUCAUAUACACUGAAUCAAUUAUUAUUAUUUGCAUCUUUAAUUUGU
This is a messenger RNA of Mytilus trossulus (common blue mussel), 2053 nucleotides long. RefSeq lists its product as uncharacterized. The coding region runs from base 1 to 1815 and encodes 604 amino acids. The record is from RefSeq and is a predicted model, not a curated record. Lineage: Eukaryota; Metazoa; Mollusca; Bivalvia; Mytilida; Mytilidae. The transcript has 2 exons.